AUGAUCCCAGCCCUCUUCAAGAGGCAUACCAUCAACAUCUUCGAUCCAUUCUCUCUUGAUGUUUGGGACCCUUUACAAGGAUUCCCCUUCAGCAACAAUGACAACUCCCUUUUCCUUCUGCACCGUGGGUGGGACUCCGAGAUCUCUGCCUUCACUAGCACCCGCAUAGAUUGAAAGGAGACCCUAAGGCUCAUGUCUUCACUACCAACCUCCCGAGGGUGAAGAAGGAGGCGAUGAAGGAGGGUUGCAUCCUACAGAUCAUCGGGCAGAGGAGCAAGGAGAAGGAGCAGAAGAACAAUAGGUGGCACCACAUCGAGAGGAAUAAUGGGGGGUUCAUGAGGCAGUUCCAUCUCACAAAGAAUGCCAAGGCAGAUCUAAUACGAGCAUCCAUGGAGAAUGGGGUGCUGACCAUGACUGUCCCCAAGGAGGAAGUGAAGAAGCUGGAGGUCAUGUCCAUCGAGAUUUCCAGCUGA
This is a messenger RNA of Spirodela intermedia, 473 nucleotides long. The record is from the annotation of a GenBank genome assembly. Lineage: Eukaryota; Viridiplantae; Streptophyta; Magnoliopsida; Alismatales; Araceae.